Hermetia illucens (black soldier fly) is the source of this 1331-nucleotide messenger RNA. RefSeq names its product heat shock protein beta-1. The record is from RefSeq and is a predicted model, not a curated record. NCBI's taxonomy places the organism in Eukaryota, Metazoa, Arthropoda, Insecta, Diptera, Stratiomyidae. The transcript is spliced from 5 exons. The coding region runs from base 242 to 841 and encodes 199 amino acids. Gene Ontology annotation, molecular function: protein folding chaperone. Gene Ontology annotation, biological process: protein refolding; response to heat.
AUUGAGGAAAGCUCUCAGUUGUGAGUGAAACGUCAUUGUAUCUACACAGGUUUCCGGUUGGCAUUGCCGAGUGAUUUUAUACUACAGAGACACAGUGCGAUUGGAAGCAUCUGAUAAAUUUCCGUGCAACGCAGUAUUGGGACACAAGUGACAAAUCAACCGUUUCAAGUGACUGUGAUUAAUUGUAUUUCAUAGUUCGGUGUAAUUUAGCGUCGGUAAAUUAAGGAAGAAACAAAGAAAAAUGUCUACUGAAGGAAAUAAGCGCAAUAUCCCCAUCAAAUUGGGCGACUUCUCUGUCAUCGACACAGAAUUCUCAAGCAUCCGCGAACGUUUCGAUGCCGAAAUGCGAAAAAUGGAAGAGGAAAUGGCCAAAUUCCGACACGAAUUGAUGAACCGCGAGGCGAAUUUCUUCGAGUCCACAACCAGUUCAACAACUAAAAAGACAACAACGACCAGUUCAACAACCACCCAAAGCAACAACAGUGCAUUACAACAAAGGCCUAAACAAAAUUACAUCUCAGAUAUUAGCUCACCUUUAAUUCAGGAGGAUGGUGGCAAUAAGCUUCUAAAAUUGAGAUUUGAUGUGAGUCAAUACGCCCCCGAAGAAAUCGUCGUUAAAACUCUUGACAACAAAUUAUUGGUACAUGCCGUGCACGAUGAAAAAUCAGACACAAAGAGCGUCUACCGCGAAUACAAUCGCGAGUUCCUCCUACCAAAGGGUGUCAAUCCAGAAUCUAUUCGAUCAUCACUUAGCAAGGAUGGUGUCUUAACAGUUGAAGCUCCUCUCCCACAACCUAUGUUGACCGGCGGUGAAACAAUGAUCCCAAUCGCCCACAAUUAAACAUCACCAGAACAAUUAUAACAGCUACAAGUUCACUACAUCAACAAAACAAUAAUGUGACCGAUUAAAAAAAAAAUAAAUCUUGAAAACAUCAAUAAAAUCGGAUGAAUUAUUCAAAUGGAUACAGCUAAAUACAAUUUAUACAAUUUUUCCACUUCGCAAAACGCAACAUCAAAAAAGAUAAUAAAUGGCGACUAUUUUGGAGAAACUUUUCAUUUUUUAGAAUAAUUAUUGUGUUAUUUUUAUCUUAUGAAUUUUUUUUUUUAAUUUUUGUUCUGGUAAACGGAGGAAAUGUUCUUUUCCAAUACAAAACAAAGGAAAAAAUGUUAAGAGUAGAAUAUACAGAUAUUGAAAAAAUGAUAAGUUCGGAUAAGAAAAACUAUGGAUUAACAAUUAAAUUUUAACUUUAUAAUUUAUUUUCUAAUCUUAAUAUGAAGUAAACAAAAGAAAAAGUGAAAAAGAAGAAAAUAAAAACUUUUGGAGAAUUUUA